UCUUACAAACGUCUUGUAACGUUGUACGGAGAACAGAUCGCUCGGAGACCUGGAAGGAGUUAAAGACUGGUAACAAGAUGCCCUUGCGCUUGUCUUACCUCUCGCUACUUCCACUCCUAUGCAUGGCUGUUCCUCUUCCUGAGGUCCAAAAGAUUAACGAAAGACCAAUUAUAGGAAUUGUUGCUCAAGAGGUUACUGAUGAAGCCUUCGUCCCAUUUGGUAAAACCUACAUUGCAGAUUCCUAUGUUAAAUUCCUUGAGUCGGCUGGCUGUAGGGUUAUUCCUAUCCGAUUAAAUUUAACUGAAGAAGAAUAUUUGAGAAUUUUCAAAUCCAUUAAUGGGGUUCUGUUUCCCGGAGGGGACGUUGACCUCCUGGCCUCCAGCUUUGCCCGAACAGCUGGAAUAUUUUACAGACUAGCAGUCGAGGCCACGUCCUCUGGUAAUUAUUUCCCAAUUUGGGGAACAUGUAUGGGGUUUCAGAUCCUCACCUCGCUCACAUCAGGAAAGGACUUGCUAGUACCCACGUCGGCCAGCAACAUAUCAUUGCCCCUCAACUUGACUUAUGAUAUAUCCUCCAGUAAAAUGUUCCAACAUGCCUCCCCGGAAUUACUGCGCGUCCUGAGACGAGAAAAUGUGACGGCAAACUUCCAUCAUUUUGGCAUUACACCUGAGGUUUUCCAAGCCAAUGAAAAGUUGUCUACGUUUUAUCGGAUCCUCUCUACAAACAGAGACAAAAGCGAGGUAGAAUUUGUAUCGACUAUAGAAGCUCGCAAUUUUCCCAUAUACGGUGUGCAAUGGCAUCCAGAGGUGAAUCGCUUCCAGUGGCGCAGUGAUCAUGCCUAUCCACACUCAGUGAAUGCCAUGUGGAUAUCGCAAUAUACAGCAAACUUCUUUGUCAAUGAAGCUCGGAAGAACAUGAACACAUUUUCUAGUGUACAAGAAGAAGAAGAAUCCCUCAUCUAUAACUGGACACCCAAAUACACAGCUAAUAUCAGCGGAUAUGAACAAGCCUAUUUCUUUUAGAUUUAUCAAAAACAAUUCUUUGUUAAUAUUCAUAUAUUGCUUAAUAGAGUUCCCUGAACACACUUAGAAUUGUAGAAUUUUAGGUACUUGAGUAUUAUCGGAACCAGGUUGCCGACAGAACCAGGCGAUGCGGACAAAGAAAGAAGGUAGCAGAUUAAGGAUAUAUUUUUUUUAUUAUUUAAAACUAACUGCACCAAAGGUUUAGUGACUGUUCUGCAAUGAAAAUGUAGGAUUUAUCUAACACGAAAGAAUUUGCAAUAAUUUUUUUUUCAUGAAAAAGUUCCGUCCAAACGUAGAUGCAAAAACAAGCACCAAAAAAAGGUGAUGCCCACAUAAUACACAAGUAUGGGUGGCACCCGGAUUAUACACCAAAUUUUAUUGUGAUGAAAGUACCAUGAGACUGUCAAAGCAUAUAAGUUAAUGUAAACAAUUAUUUAAAUGUUCAAUCACAUAUUUGUAUUUUUUUUUUUAGUACGCAAACUGAAUUUAACAGUAACAGUUUCAACAAUAAAACAUUGCUGCAUAGG
This is a messenger RNA of Spea bombifrons (plains spadefoot toad), 1549 nucleotides long. RefSeq names its product gamma-glutamyl hydrolase-like. Gene Ontology annotation, cellular component: vacuole. Bases 78 to 1022 code for a protein of 314 amino acids. NCBI's taxonomy places the organism in Eukaryota, Metazoa, Chordata, Amphibia, Anura, Pelobatidae. The transcript has 10 exons. Gene Ontology annotation, biological process: tetrahydrofolylpolyglutamate metabolic process. Gene Ontology annotation, molecular function: gamma-glutamyl-peptidase activity. The record is from RefSeq and is a predicted model, not a curated record.